Molecule: messenger RNA, 2820 nt
Organism: Aspergillus versicolor CBS 583.65
Lineage: Eukaryota; Fungi; Ascomycota; Eurotiomycetes; Eurotiales; Aspergillaceae
Product: RNA lariat debranching enzyme
Exons: 3
Coding region: 410-2533 (707 amino acids)
Biological process (GO): mRNA splicing, via spliceosome
Cellular component (GO): nucleus
Molecular function (GO): RNA lariat debranching enzyme activity
Source: RefSeq, a predicted model, not a curated record
CAGCCUGGGUGUGUAUUCCUUGAAAUGCAUUCUAUCUGAUAAUUCGGAGUUUCAAUUCCAAAACACAAGGGGCUAGGGCAGCUGAGAAGUGAGAGAACAACACAGAAAGAAGUGUGAAGGUUGUACAACGAAAAAAUCACGCCUCGGAUCUGAUAAGAAAAUGAGCCCGGGAAGCAGAACACAACCACCAUCCUAAACUCUCUCGCCUUCUACCAUCCCUCAUCGCACUUUACCUUCCUCCAAAAUCUCUCUUCCUUCUAUUCCCUUCUCUCUCUUCUUCGUGCAGAUCCUUUCCUUUCCUCGAGUUCUAACAUUCUACCAUUGCCUUUGAUUAAACACUUUCCAAGACACCAAUUCUCCACCUAAUAUCUCGCCCUCGCAGCCGCUUUGGCUGUGAUCGAAUAUCGAGAUGUCUAGCUCGAACUCACCACCUGUUCGGGUUGCUGUUGAAGGCUGUGGCCAUGGCUGUCUACACGAUAUUUACGCGUCGGUUGAACAGGCUGCCACUCUGAAUGGAUGGGAUGGAGUCGAUCUACUGAUUAUCGGCGGCGACUUUCAGGCCGUUCGCAAUUCGAACGACAUGGCUUGCAUGUCGGUUCCCGCAAAGUACAAGGAAAUCGGUGAUUUUCAUGAGUAUUACAGUGGGAAACGAACUGCACCUUACUUAACUAUCUUCAUUGGGGGCAAUCACGAAGCUAGUAAUCACCUCUUUGAGCUAUAUCAUGGAGGGUGGGUAGCACCCAACAUCUACUAUUUGGGAGCCGCCAACGUCCUGCGAUUCGGCCCGCUUCGUAUUGCUGGAUUUUCCGGUAUUUGGAAGGGGUAUGACUACAGAAAGCCCCAUUUUGAGAGACUUCCAUUCAACCGGGAUGAAAUUGGAAGCAUUUAUCACGUUCGAGAGCUUGACAUCCGCAAGUUGCUUCAAGUUCGUACACAGGUUGACAUAGGCUUGUCGCACGACUGGCCCAAACAAGUUGAGUACUCUGGCGAUUGGCACCAGCUCUUCAGGGCGAAACAAUUCUUUCGCGAAGAUUCUCAGAACGGCAGACUUGGUAGUUCGGCUGCACAAUAUGUUCUCGAACGGUUACGCCCUGCCUAUUGGUUUUCUGCCCACCUACACGUAAAGUUUUCAGCGUCUGUCCAGCACGAAUCGCAAGAAACUGAGUCGAAACACCACUAUGGCCUGGACGGUGCAUCUUUCACAUCCAUGGUUUUGGGAGAAGAAGAGGAAGGAAACCAACAAGCCAGGACCAACAUGGGUAUUCCUAAACCAAACACUCAUGCACCUCCUGAAAACGAACAUAAUAUCGGACAGCAUGAGAAAUCUGAAGAUCCUACAAAACCAGGAAGUGCUUCACAAGGCCUUGAAGCAACAGACACUGGCCCAUCUCAUAACACUCCUGGAAACACUCCUGAACUACUAUCGGCCUGGAAGAAUUUCCACCAAGUCGCAGCCAAGAAUGAGGCAGAAGAGAACUCUCGCUUCCUAACAGAGCAAGCAAAGAAUUCAGGGAGUUCGGCUCCUAACGUCCAACACAACCUAACCUGGCGCAAGGUUGAUACGGAUGACGAUGGAAUAGGCCGUAAACUAGCGGGUGUUGAAAAGAGCGGACCCCGCGAGAAUAAGAAACAAAAGGUUCAGCAUGAACCCGCGACAGUCAAGAACUCCGACGAGAUUGAUUUGGACUUGGAUAGCGAGUCCGACCAGGAACCACAGACCACAACCGCAAACGCCCCUUCGUCAAACGCCACUGCGGACAAUACGACCAGCAACCCAGAAUUAGUCCACCCUUCUCCUACCUCGCAGGGGUCCCGGUCAGAAGUUUCUGAGGACCUCCGAAAGCAGCUUCCAAGCAGUUUCCUGGCUCCCCAGGCACCACCACCUCAAGCCGCACCAGCCAAACCCCCCUUUCCAGAAGCUAUCUUCAACAAAACCACCAAUUUUCUCGCACUUGACAAAUGCCUUCCCAAGCGUGAAUUCCUUCAACUUGUAGAGAUCAGUGCCGUGUCAGACGAAGAUGGGGCACAGCUGCAACGUCCGUUCAGUCUACACUACGAUAAAGAAUGGUUAGCCAUCACCCGUGUCUUCGCAGGAGAGCUUAAUCUUGGCGAUCCGGCCGCCAAACCACCGCUAGAUAGGGGGGAAGCUACAUACAAGCCGCUCAUCGAGGAAGAAGAAAAGUGGGUUGAGGAGCAUAUUGUCAAGCCUGGGAAGCUUGCAGUUCCUGGAAAUUUCACUCCUACUGCGCCGGCUUACGAUCCUGAAGUCCCAGUUACCACCGAGCAGCAACCACCCGAGUACAACAAUCCGCAGACAGCCGCGUUCUGUGAGCUAGUUGGCAUAGAAAACAAAUUUUAUUUGACCGAGGAGGAACGCGAUGCCCGUAUUACCGCGGGUCCACGUCCUUGUGAUCCAUCGACUGGUCGCGGCCGUGGUGGUCGUGGAGGAUUCGGUGGCCGUGGUGGUGGCGGCGGCGGCCGUGGACGUGGUUAUGGGCGCAGUUUUGGGCGUGGUGGUGGACGCCGCGGUUAAUGUGUCUCGAUGAUUAGAUUUGAAGUGAACUGAAACAUGAUGUCAACUUUGAAAAGUGGAUUGUGAGAUAGACAUGGCACUCUAUGUCUUUCUACGGAGUUUACGCAGGCGUCCCCCCGGUUUCGACAUGAAGUACUUUCUUUUUUCAUGUAACCCAAAUGAAUUUUCUACACAUAUCAUAUGUCCUAUUGUAUUGUCGACUACCUAGCAUGUGCUAAAAGGUAUAAUGAAGCAGUCAUGGAUGAACCAUAUGGUAGUGUUUUUUAUUUGAACAAGGCUAAAUAUUU